This is a messenger RNA of Harpia harpyja (harpy eagle), 539 nucleotides long. RefSeq names its product ubiquinol-cytochrome-c reductase complex assembly factor 2. Bases 78 to 455 code for a protein of 125 amino acids. Gene Ontology annotation, biological process: mitochondrial respiratory chain complex III assembly. Lineage: Eukaryota; Metazoa; Chordata; Aves; Accipitriformes; Accipitridae. The transcript has 4 exons. Gene Ontology annotation, cellular component: mitochondrial matrix. The record is from RefSeq and is a predicted model, not a curated record.
CGCAACGCCGCCUGACACCCCCUUCUCGCUUGCCGUAGGUCACGUGAUUCCCUUCAUGGCCGGCCCCGCCGGUAGCGAUGGCGGCUACGAGGUACCGGCGGUUCCUGAAGCUCUGUGAGGAGUGGCCGGUGGAGGAGACGAAGCGGCAGCGGGAUCUGGGCGUCUUCCUGAGGCAGCGGGUGGCGCAGGCCUUCCGUGAGGGAGAGAACACGCAGAUUGCUGACCCUGAGACCUGUGACCAAAUGUAUGAGAGCUUAGUCAGAAUCCACACCAACUACUACAAAAACAAGUAUCCACGCCUGAAAGACACAAGCUUCACUGGAGUGACAGUAGAAGAUUGCAAGAUGAUACUAGCAACAGACGUUCUGAAACAGAUGGAAGACAUGAAAAAAGGGACAUGGAGAAAACUGCGAGAGAAGUUUUAUGCCAAGAAACCUGAGGAGGACUCGAAGUGAUAGGCUAACUCCCAGAUUCUCCGCUGUAUAUAUUCCUAAAGCACUGUAUGUUGCCAUGAUGAAUAAAACCAUUUAUUCCUCUUA